GUCAAAACAAUAACCUCACAAAUACUGUAAUGUAUCGUUUUAGGUUUAUAUUUCGAAAAAUAGAAAUAAAAUACAUUAGAAAUGCAUCUAGUGCGGUCGAAGGAAACGUUUCAUGCACUAAUACCUCCACAGAGUUGGUUGACAAUCAACAAAAUGCUUUAACAAAAGCAGACACAUCAAAAAGGAUCGAUCUAACGGCGAUUUCUAAAAUAUUACGACCAGGGGCCGUAUCUUCUAUGUACGUGAACAAAUCGGAUAUCCUCCAGCAACUGUUAAAGCUUGGCGUGGAAUUGUAUAAAUUAGAAAAAGAUCCGGAAGGAAUGAAAUUCAUAUUAACGCUUAAAUUCGAAGACAUCAAAGAUACAAUUAUAUUCCUUAAAGAAUUGGGCGUAGAAACGCAGCAAAUAGGGUACAUCAUUACGAAGAAUCCUUUAUUACUAAAAGAAAGUCUGGACGACUUGAAAGUUAGAAUCAAUUACUUGCAGUAUAAGAAAUUCACCCCCGAAAUGAUCACCAGGAUAAUCGAAAACAACCCAGUUUGGUUAACACACAGCACGAAGGAAAUUGAUGAUAGAUUGGGAUUUUUCCAAAAGACAUUUUCAUUAACAGCAAACAACGUUAGGGCAUUGGCCACACAAUGUCCCAGACUCAUAACGUAUCAAAUGGAUAAAGUAAAAUUGAAUUUGUUCGUUCUAAAAGAAGAAAUGGGAUUUAACGAUGUCGAGAUUAAAAAGAUUUUGCUCAAUAAACCGAAUUUGUUUAAAAACAGUCAAGUGAGGCUGCUCAAGACGUUCGAAUACCUGCACAACACAAUGAAAAUACCGUUAGAGACGAUAGUUCGAGAACCUGAGGUUCUCAGUUGCAGAGAGAAAAGGCUAAAGGAGCGACAUUCGUUUUUGGCCAAACUAGGAAGAGACCAGUACGAUCCUAAACAACCGAAUUACGUGGCACUAACGACUUUAAUCAAAGAAGACGAUGUAGUUUUUAGCACAGAAGUAGCCAAGUCCUCUGUUCAGACAUUCAAUAAUUUCUUGAAGAGCAUCUAAGCUACUGAUAAUUUUAUAAUAAAAGUGUAAGUAUAGAA
This is a messenger RNA of Phyllotreta striolata, 1084 nucleotides long. NCBI's taxonomy places the organism in Eukaryota, Metazoa, Arthropoda, Insecta, Coleoptera, Chrysomelidae. The record is from the annotation of a GenBank genome assembly.